AUGCACGAGGACUUUCCCAGCUCUAGUGUGGCCUUGCACCUGUGGAACUGUGACGUGACGCCCAAGGAGGCGAUCGAGUGGACGCUGGAGCUGGCGAAAGCAGCCGAGUGGCUCAAUGUCACCGGUGUGGCGCAUCGGUUCAUUCGCCCGGAGAAUGUGCUGCUCAGUGGAGAGGGCAAUGUCCUCCUGGCUGGCUUCGACGCUGCCGUCAGCUUCUACAAACUGGCCAAUGACCGAGAGGGGGAGAAGUUCAUCCUCCAGGAGCCAGGCUUGCCACGAGAGAUUCCCUUUGAGCUGUGGGACCACCUGCCGGCGGAGUGCUUCGACAAGCCCUAUGACCCGCAGUUUGUGGAUUCGUGGAGUAUUGGCGUACUGCUGUGCACCAUGCUCACUGGCAGCCAUCCCUUUGAGGUGGACAUGGCUAAGCUGUCCACUCAGGCAGCCUCUCUGCCGCAGCAGUGGAGACAGUCCACUGAGCGGGCCAAUGUGCCGUACGAGGGAAAGGACGACGACGCACUGCGCUCCCUUCUCGAUGACAUCUUCCAGCCUGCCGAACAGCGAAUGAUCACCUUUGACAUGAUACGCGACAUUAGACUGCUUCGCGUCAUCUCGCCCUCUAAGGCUCGCAUUGGACCGGGGGUGUACUACCGCAUUGACAAUCACCCUCACAACCCACCCCAGUCAGCUGGUGGCAGCACCAUUGUUCAGGCAGUGAACUCCUACAAUACGUCACUGCUCAGCACCGACUGUAGGGCAAUGUUUGAACAGAAGAAGUGGCAUGUGAACAUCAAAUCGGAGGAAGCACUUCGACAGCGGACAAACGGCACCAGCUACGAACUACUGCGCAAUGCCUCCUUUGGCAGCAGCUUUGCAGUCUUUCGUGAGCCCUUCCUCGCGGCGGCCUCUCUCGAUGAGGCCGGCAACCGAAAGGGCUUCUUUCUUGCCAAGAUCUUUCUCAUCAGCCGGCUUUCACCCAAGUACGGCAGCAUUCUGCGUGUGGAAAGCAGCAAGAUCAUGCAUUACCUUGGCGCUCACAACACCAUACCAACUCUGCUUCGUGCAGUGGACAUCUUCUUUGCCCCAUCAAAAUCUGCCUUUAAAGUGAUCAUCUUUUACGCGAAUGAGUUGCUGAACAGCAAAUCACUGCAUCAACUGACCAUGGAGAAGGUGUUUGAGGGUGCCCAGCGCAAGGACACCUUUGACAGUAUCAUGCUCCAGUUAGCGGAAACAGUGCAGGCAUUGGCCUACCAUGGCGUCUCUCAUCGCUACCUUCGUCCAGAGUUCAUCUUCUACACUAGUUCUCGCAUCAUCAAGGUGACCAACUUGGAGAUGAUGUGCUUUGCCUUAAAUCCAAUAGAAGGCAAGUCAAUUCCCCGCUCAAAGGGAUUGCACGAUGACCAGGAACAAAACUGGACACACCUUCCUCCAGAAUGCUUUUUCGAACGCUAUGACUGCCUGCUGCUGGACGUCUGGAGCUACGGAGUUGUGCUGGUUUUUUGCCUUACUAAACGGAUCCCCUUCAAAGUGCCUCACACUAUUAUCGAAGCUACUAAAGUUUGGAGUAAGUUCAAUCAGGGAAACGCCUCUACAUUGGCACCGUUCAGUGAUCUUCUAAAAAAGAUUUUCCAAUCAACGGAAAAUCGUAUUAAAGGCAGCGAACUAGUUCAAUGGUAUAAUUUACAGCGAAUGAAAAAGAAAAAGGCCUCAGAUAAAUCAUCUUCAAUUGGCGGCAAACCUACAAGUAAAAAGUAA
Molecule: messenger RNA, 1752 nt
Organism: Rhagoletis zephyria (snowberry fruit fly)
Lineage: Eukaryota; Metazoa; Arthropoda; Insecta; Diptera; Tephritidae
Source: RefSeq, a predicted model, not a curated record